GCUAUGUUCACGAUUGGGUCACACUAUUCUCCCCUCCACUGAAAUGAGCGCAUUGGGUGUGCCUGCAUCAAUUUCAUAGGUAGUAUAGGAAAGGGCUGCUCGCGUCACAUUUUUGUGGCACAUACCAUGGCGCGAUAUUGUGCACUUGAUCCAUCAGUCACUGUAGAAAGAGAGUUUUGCAUAAGACGUAAUGGCUCGUGGAUGGAAUGCCCUCUCAUUGAGUCAACUUCACUGGAAGCUGUCCGUGAUGAGAUAAUCAAAGCAAAAAGGCAAAUCAGCGAAAUAUGCAGGGAAGAUGAUGGUUUACGGAAGUGGAGAUUGCACACUAAAAAUACGCAUCCAUUGUCCACAGCUCCUAAGCUGCUGCGAGAUAAGUAUAAUUGCCAAGGAACUAGUCAGGCCUACUGCAAAUUCUUGGAAAUCCUUCGCCGAUAUCCCCUGUUUCGCUCUAGCGAGAUGCGGCUUCGCUCUUUUCACCUAUGCGAAGCUCCUGGCCACUUCAUUUCUUCGCUGGACCGCUUUCUUUGCACGUUCUAUCCUAAGGUAGACUGGGAUUGGGAGGCUAAUUCCUUCAAUCCACAUCAUGAGGGUACCAGUGCAUGCGAUAUGUUGCUCGAAGAUGAUCUGAUUGUUAGGCAUCCAGAUCAUUGGCACUUUGGCCAGGAUGGGAGCGGCGACGUCAGAAAGUGGGAUUCAGGAUAUGUGAGUUCCUUAACACGUAGUGGUCGCUAUGAUCUUGUUACUGCAGAUGGGAGUUUAUACACACAGGAUAAUCCAGAAGAGCAGGAAUCCAUGACUUUACCUCUUCUGCAAGCUGAAUUAACAGCAGCAAUAGGACUUCUCGCUCACUUUGGCUCGCUGGUUGUAAAAAUCUACACAAUGUAUUCACAAGACACUCGAUUACUCAUACAAAAGACUGCGUCAUUUUUCAAUGAUGUCUAUGUAUUCAAACCCAUGAGCAGCAAAGGGGGAAAUAGCGAGAGGUACCUGGUCUGCUUACGGUUUAGUGGCGCUGCACCUUUAAAGAGUGAUGGAAGAAACACCGAAAAUACACUAAUCAACUGUGAGAUAUUCUUUUCAAAACUGCAGUGCUCGUCUAUCGAAGCAAAUCUAGCGACAUACUGUGCAAUUUCGAAGGAAGAGUUGAAUAUAUAUCACGAUCGUAUUCUUAGUGAGUUCCAAAAACGAAUUCUUGCAAAAUAUAUUGCGCAUCCUUCAAGAGAAUCACGCCUUAACCAGGAGAAAGUCGAUCGACCUUGGAUUGAUAUGUUUGGGAAAAACUACGUGGAAAUUCUGAAGCAUGUGUCUGAUGAGCGGAGUGCCUUAGAGCAACUCAGAAUCUUUGAUCAAGAAGAUGUCAUGAGAGAAGAAGAAGAAGAACUCACGAACAUCAUAGAAAUUGAAUUUUCUGCAGAAGAGCUGGAUUUUUUUGAGUGGGAUGAACGUCGCCUUAUCAAAGAAAAGGUGGUUGUGGUCAGCUCACCAUUGAACGGAAUUUUACAUUCUUUAUUCACUCCCCCUAUCCUUUUCCGUUGUCUUCAUUAUUGGAAGCCUAAUGCAGUCAUAGACCUAUGUGCCUCCUUUACUUCUCAGUCCAGGGAACCAAACCACUAUGCUGGUUCACUAGUAAUGCAUGGAGAUUUACUGUUAGAUGCAUCCAAGUUGCGGUGCUUCGCUAACUGGUCUUUUCUACUGAAAAGUGUUCUUGCUGGAGUUCGUAACGAAGAAAUAAAGCGAUUGGAAAUAAGUUGGUCUGAGUUGUCAGUACCAUUCAUACUAUCGCGACUGUCUGCAUCAGUGAUUUGUCUGUUAUGCGUUAUGUUCUUUCAAAUUCACAUAGGGGAUAAAAGUGGAUCAAUCGUCUUUGAAAAGCCGAACUACUCUGAAGAUAUUCCUGAUAGUUUAGAAUCCUAUCUCUCGCUACUGGAUAAUCUGAACAGCAGCACAGGAGAAAUAUGCUGUUUUGUUCCACUCUCCAUGCUGGCAAUGUUUCAUCCCUCCUUUUUCAAUUUCAAUCGACAGCAGUGGAGAAAAUUGCUCGACAGCUUGAAGCUAGACAAACGUUGGACUGCCUAGUUUGAUUGAUAUUCAUUCCACAGUAAGAGAUCUCAAAGUGUGUUCAUUAUUUUCUAAAGACAUGCCUGUACAUGGAUUGCCUUUGUGUGUUUUUUUUUUGCUCACUGGAAAUAUAUGAUCUCGUUUGUGCUGCUCUGUUGGACAUCCUUAUCAGUUUUUCCCGAGUUUUAACUGUAUGGAAUGAAUACAAUCAUAAUUCCUCAUUUCCCAUGAAAGCCGUUGGUUAGCCUUUCUUCUUUCUAGUCUCGUCAAAAUGUCGG
Cylicocyclus nassatus is the source of this 2336-nucleotide messenger RNA. Lineage: Eukaryota; Metazoa; Nematoda; Chromadorea; Rhabditida; Strongylidae. The record is from the annotation of a GenBank genome assembly.